Paraglomus occultum is the source of this 465-nucleotide messenger RNA. The record is from the annotation of a GenBank genome assembly. Lineage: Eukaryota; Fungi; Glomeromycota; Glomeromycetes; Paraglomerales; Paraglomeraceae.
AUGGAUUUCUGGAAGAAUGUUGAAUACAGAAUGUCUGAUAUUAUGUGUGGGCUUAUGAAGAAUCCUACAGACAGCAAGAUGACUGAAUGGGUCACUAACUACUUGGAUGGUGGAAAAUUGAUGAUGUGGGAAAGUUCAGUUAAUUGUUUGUUUGCCUUUGAUGAAGCUCGUUCCCUGGUUGAUAAGAACAUUGAAAGGAAAACUCUGUUUUACUAUGUUCAAUGUGCUUUAAAACUUUUACCAAAAAAGUUAGGAAUCUUUGCUAUCUUUACAGACACACAUUCAAAUAUUUCAAACUUCUCACCUGUUUCCUACCUUGAUCCAUCCAUAAGAGUUGCUGUGAAGGGGUCUAAAUUAUUUGAGCCAUUUUAUUUGUUGGACACUGUGGAUAUGAAUACUAUGAAUACUGCUUUUGAAAAAGCACUGACACUACAAGAGUCUGAAGAUCCAAGCCAUACAGCCCUA